AUGAGAUAUUUUAUUUCAAUUCAAUAUCUUUAUAAUGUAUUUAAUUCUUCGUAUGCAAUAAGUGAUCAUCCUAAAUUAAAUCCAUUAUUUGAUAUCUUAUCAACAACUGAUCUUGUUUAUAAUCAUGCAGCUAAAGCUUGUGGAUUAUUUCGAGGUCAUACUGAAGCUGCUUAUAAUUUAAUUAAUUCUCCACAUUUCAAAUCUGCUAUUGUUCUUGAUUCAAUUUUAAUACAAUUUACUCAAGAUGCAAAUGAAAAUAAACUUUUAUCAAAAAGAAUUACAUUAGAAAUUAAAGAACAUCAUUUACAAUUAAUUAGACAUUAUUUACUUGAUGAAUUAAUUUCAAAAUAUCGUUUUUCAGGAUUUUAUAUUUGUGAUAUUGAUUCAAUUAUUCAAAUAUUUUAUUAA
Rotaria sordida is the source of this 408-nucleotide messenger RNA. The record is from the annotation of a GenBank genome assembly. NCBI's taxonomy places the organism in Eukaryota, Metazoa, Rotifera, Eurotatoria, Philodinida, Philodinidae.